Penicillium antarcticum is the source of this 1746-nucleotide messenger RNA. RefSeq lists its product as uncharacterized. Gene Ontology annotation, cellular component: nucleus; cyclin-dependent protein kinase holoenzyme complex. The record is from RefSeq and is a predicted model, not a curated record. Gene Ontology annotation, molecular function: protein kinase binding; cyclin-dependent protein serine/threonine kinase regulator activity. Gene Ontology annotation, biological process: regulation of cyclin-dependent protein serine/threonine kinase activity. Bases 1 to 1746 code for a protein of 581 amino acids. NCBI's taxonomy places the organism in Eukaryota, Fungi, Ascomycota, Eurotiomycetes, Eurotiales, Aspergillaceae. The transcript has 3 exons.
AUGUCUUCAACUGCCGACUUCCACUCUUCUACAACUUUCCCCCUAACUGAGGACAAAGCCCUGGAUACCUCGGCUUUUUGGACUGUUCCAUUCCGGAACGGUCUACCUACACCUCCCAGCGACAUGACCGGGGUCACCUACAAUGCCAUGCCCUCAGUUCCAUAUGGGAAGCCGAGCGGCGUACCUUCCCACCUCUACAAUCAUCGCUCUUUCGACUCGAUCUCAUCAUCCAUGAUGGCCGCUAUGAAACCGCAAAGUCACUCGGCACCGGCCAAGGAAGCGCCGGAGCCAACCGCGCAAAAGAAGUCGAACACAUCAGGAUCGCAACUCCGGAUACCCUCGACCAUCAACAACAGCAAGGGAAACUUGGCUGAAUUCGCGGCGCAGAUGACCUGCCUGUUCUGGUUCGAAAAGACUUCCAAAUUGCAAGCUAUCGAAGAUCGCCAAUAUCCUGUACCUUCCCUCGUUGCUGAAGCGAUGCCUACUCCCGGAUUUCAGAAGUGGGUGGCUACGAUUCUGUCGACUACACAAGUGAGCCAGAAUGUCAUUCUACUGGCCCUGCUAUUUAUCUACCGACUGAAGAAGUUCAACUCCGGAGUCAAAGGCAAGAAAGGCAGCGAGUUCCGGUUGAUGACGGUUGCGUUGAUGCUUGGCAAUAAAUUUUUGGAUGACAACACUUACACCAACAAGACCUGGGCUGAAGUAUCGGGCAUUGCUGUGCAUGAAAUUCACAUCAUGGAGGUCGAAUUUCUCAGCAACAUCCGCUAUGACCUGUUCUCCUCGGAGGCUGCAUGGGCCCGGUGGCACACCAAGCUGGGUUUAUUCGGUGACUACUUCAACCAAGCGUUAAUGUUGCCUACCGAAUCGGCACCUAUGCUGCAAAUCUCGCCGCCUCGGGUGCAGUCGCAGUCGCCAUCUUCCAAGUUGCCGUCGCCCCCGGGGACCGACUCCUUCCGCCCCCACUCCCAACCCAACUGGUACAUGCCUCUCAACGGACUGCCAUACAACCUCCCGCCACAGCCUGAGACGGGAGUCUCCCGGAAACGCAGUCGCGAUGAGGAUGAUGGACUGCACCCAACCAAGCGGCUGGCAAUGUCCUCCACCACCUCAGCUCCUAGUAUGACGGUCCCGGUGACCCUGAAUGCGAUGCCCACCCUGCCUCCAGUCCAGACUCCAACCUCUGCCCCGGUGGCACCAAUGGUCGGAAACUCGUCUCGUCUUCCGCUUCCUCACCUUCCUACCUCCAAUCCAAUGCCUCAGUCGCUUCCUUCUAACGCGACCUCUCAACUUCCCGCACUCAUGCCUUCUAUCUACAACCGGCCUACGAACUGGCAGCAGAUGCCUCCCCUCAGCGUGCCCUCGAUGACACCAGGCAUGUACACGCCUUCGCUUACCGACCUGGGCCGACACCAAGUUCCAUAUGGCGUGUCCUCUGCUACAGUCUCACCAGCUGCCUCUGCCUACUCCGUCCACACCCCUCAGACACAUCUCUCCCCGUCUUUCUUCCUCGCCAACCGCAACUCGCCUUAUCGGCCUGUGCGCUCCGUCCACACCCUGUUGAUUCCUCCCCCAUCGAGCUCCCUGCAGCAGCAGCGCAGUGUGCCCUUUGACCACAUGCACUAUCAGCCGCUCGGCAAGGGUCAAACCUCCCGCAAGACCGGUCUCUUGCCCUACAACCAGCCCGACGCGUGGAACCAGGCCCCCUACCUCCAACCUAUCUACCCGCCGACCAGUUACUCUGGUUGA